Molecule: messenger RNA, 2548 nt
Organism: Amoebophrya sp. A25
Lineage: Eukaryota; Dinophyceae; Syndiniales; Amoebophryaceae
Source: the annotation of a GenBank genome assembly
AACGUUGACGAUAUGCUCUCCCCAACAGAGAAGGCCAACGAGAUUGCUUAUGUCAGGUUCAUAUCAAAAAAUCAUUUGGACAGACCGGUAGCCCAGAGAUUGACUCGUAAUUUGGAGAAGGGUUCGAAGUUAAAUUAGAGGGUAUGCGUCAUCGCUAAAGUCGGCCAUCGACGGAGGAUCCGGAGAGGCAUGGAUCAUUUUCGGAGCUCGGCAGCCGGUCAUCAUCCGUAUUAAGACUAUCGUGAUCCUAAACUUUGAAUUCUCCCCAUCAGUGCUUUCUCUUCCUCCUCCUCCUCCUCCUCCUCCUUAAGCCCAUUUGUCCUUCGCGGACAACAUUGCAAUCGUCUUCAUAGAGAUUAAUAUUCGCAUCAAUCAUGUUCACGGACCAUCUUCAUGAUCGUGAGCAUAAUCAUUGUCGCCACCAUGUCGAUCAUAGUCGUUAUGUUGCCUUCAUUAUGGGACGACGAACACGAAGUGGAAAUGCCAGCGAAGCCAGCCAGCUUGCUUUUAUGUUGUGAUUUUUCUCGUGCUUGCAUGAAGAGUUAAACUCCCUUUUUACCCCAUGAACGGGUACUAGUAAACAACCACUACCAACCACUACUACUCGUAGAGUACUAGCCCGAGGAGAUACAUCUCAGUAUCGGCAAUACAUCUCAGUAUCGGCAAGAUAUCUAGCUACUCGGCAAGACAUCUCAGUAUUGUACUAGCCCGAGGAGAUACAGCACGACUGAGCAAAUUCAUUCACUACCAUCUGCUGAAACGUAACUAAUCCAUUCCGUAUCGUACUUUUGUCAAAAAAUAACACCCUUCACUACUAGCGGUAGAAGUGGUCGUUAACCCAGCAUUACUAAUCUUGACAUUUAAUUAAAAACUAGCUAGUCACAGAGAGAAGGAGUGAACGAAGAAGCCCCGUGCUGGGUAUAUCAUCGUUAUCAAAAAAAACGAUAGAAGCUGGAAAAGGGGUUCGAGUGUUCCCUUCAAAGUAAAGUAAAAUAUAGUAAAGUAGGAAGAGGAAGAGCAGGUAAACAAGAGAUGCGCCACUUCUUGUCUAGAAGUAUGAUUGACCCUCGCUCUCACUUUGAAGAUUCUUAUGACUUGAAAAUCGACAGCUCAUUCUAAUACCCGAGGAGGAUGCGGAACCUGAGGGUGAGGAGCCCCAACAGAAUCCCGGCAGGAGGCAGCAACUCGCUCUAUGAAAACUCCUAUAUACAAAAAUAAGUACUAUUCCAAGUCCAGACUUCGAGGAGAAGACUGAGUAAAAACUACAGGAAGUUGUACUUAGCUAUCAAUAUAAGUUUUGAAGCAACGGAGGUCGAGUUAGCACUUAGAAGAUGAAUGAGUAAGUACUUGAAUGAAGCAACCGUGUUGAUGAAAUCCCGAGGAGAGGUCCGACUUGGUGAUGAGCAGGAGGGUUCUGCAUAAAAACUAGAUCAGGGACACAGCUAUGCACCGCGUAAGGUAGUAAACCGUCAGGGAAAUGAUCUUAGGCACCUUACCACAUGAGUAGACUCAAUUUCAAGCCAAUUAAACUUUUUGUCAGUCGCCACGACUGGGUAGUACAUUCACUCAGUUUUUCAUAUUUUUUUUGCUCGGUCAACAUAAACCAUCUUCGUAUAGUUCGCUUUCAUUUGUACCAAUACAGAAGUGUCCGCAUUGCAAUGGGAAAUUCCGAGCCAAAGAACUCGAACACGCGAUUCGCCUUCAUGAAGUACUUCACUUUUCAUAGUUUGACGAUAAUUUCUUUCCCACAUCAUCGUGGUGGCCCCCAUCUUCGUAGGACCAAACUGGUUUAACUAAGUAUUUCCAUUUUCUUUAUGGAUUUGUGUUUGUAUGCAAACUUUUUUUUCCUUUGAUGUUCUGCGGUAGUGGUCGCAAAACGUUGACUGCAAGAACUGCUUACGUAGUUUGCUGACUUUACAGAGAUGAGAGAAGCUUCUAUCGUGCCUUCAUAAGCAAUCCGGGCGCAACGCUACUGCUAAUACUGUGUCACUGGCUAGUACACGGCUACCACUAUUGCUAAUAAGUUCUGCGCCGUUUCAGGUUUUUCCGAAUUUUGGACCCCUUCAAACGACUGAGGGCUUCUUUACUACGUUUCACGACUUCCUGGAGUACGAAACCUUUCGAACGAAAUGUGCAUGGACUUAAGGCUUUUUGUAGUAUCUAUGUAAGGCGACCCUUUGUUUCAGGAAGUCUGGCAUUAAGACGUCCUGUCGAUAGUUUCGGAGUGCUGAUCAGGGCAAUUCGCCAUGACCUUCGUUGGCUAUAGGGUUAGUAGUUGUCUCCGUCUGUGUUCCCAUAAUAGGUUAUUUAGCCUCCUCUACUAAGUAAACUCAUACGGUGUAUUAAGAAAGAGGUGUUAUAUUUCCUAGCAGACUCCUAGUAGGGCCAAGCCUACUAGGAAGCUCAAACUUGUGGGAGUAUUAGUCCCCAGCGGGGAAAGAUAUUGUGAAAAGUGUAAAUAUGCUGCAGCCUUUAACGGACUCUCUUCUGCUGUCAUCCAGCCGCCUUCACCUGUAUCUGCUCUACAGAGAUCCUGUUAUGGAUGUGA